UCGCAAAAAUCCUAAAACACACCCUUGUGAGCUGUUCGGGGAAAUAGACAUAAAUAGGUUGCUUUGACGAGAAGAGUAGUUACCGGAACGACGAAAGGUAGUGGCAGUUGUUAACGGUAGGGAUUUGGUCGUCAUGGCUUUGAAAAGAAUAAAUAAGGAGCUAAAGGAUCUCCAAAGGGAUCCUCCUGCACAGUGCUCAGCCGGACCAGUGGGAGAGGACUUGUUCCACUGGCAAGCAACAAUAAUGGGACCUUCUGACAGUCCAUACCAAGGAGGAGUAUUUUUCCUCACAAUCCACUUCCCCACAGACUAUCCGUUCAAACCGCCAAAGGUAGCAUUCACAACAAAAAUAUAUCACCCUAACAUAAAUAGCAAUGGAAGUAUUUGUCUGGACAUCUUGCGAUCACAGUGGUCCCCAGCGCUAACGGUAUCAAAGGUUCUCUUGUCUAUAUGUUCGCUGCUUUGUGACCCAAACCCAGAUGACCCUUUAGUUCCAGAUAUAGCUCACCUCUACAAGUCAGACAAAGACAAAUACAACAAACAUGCCAGAGACUGGACCAACAAGUAUGCGAUGUGAAGUACUGUACAUUAUAGAGAAUUUUAAAAAGUAACUUAGGUAAUAUUAUUAAACAUAACAUACUGUUAACAUUUAUCAUUAAAUCGGUCACCAUUAAUGAAUGAACUUAGUAUUUUAUAGGAAAAUAUUCCUCAGCCCGACAUUACACAAAAAGGCUUUAAGUUUUGCAUUGCAGUCAAUUUUUUUUUUUUACCCCUCUAUUUCUUUUCUUUUUUCUUUUUUGUAACUGGUUUUGUUUUAUUCCCAUUUGAUAAAUUAUUAUACAGUUGCAUUUUUCUGGUCGCCCAAAGUCAAAAAGACCAACUCCCCUCCCCCCUUUAGGUACAGUAUUUUUUUUUCUUUUCUUUUUUUUUCUUCCUAUUAGAGAUUUUUAUUGUAUAGUAAAAGCUAUACUGGAUCUAUUUUUAUUAUUUUGCAUUAAAAGUAUAAAAAAGACCUGAAAAA
Molecule: messenger RNA, 1021 nt
Organism: Conger conger (European conger)
Lineage: Eukaryota; Metazoa; Chordata; Actinopteri; Anguilliformes; Congridae
Product: ubiquitin-conjugating enzyme E2 D4-like
Exons: 7
Coding region: 134-577 (147 amino acids)
Biological process (GO): ubiquitin-dependent protein catabolic process; protein polyubiquitination
Cellular component (GO): nucleus
Molecular function (GO): ubiquitin conjugating enzyme activity
Source: RefSeq, a predicted model, not a curated record